Rhododendron vialii is the source of this 1032-nucleotide messenger RNA. RefSeq names its product acid phosphatase 1-like. The coding region runs from base 98 to 910 and encodes 270 amino acids. The transcript has 3 exons. Gene Ontology annotation, molecular function: acid phosphatase activity. The record is from RefSeq and is a predicted model, not a curated record. NCBI's taxonomy places the organism in Eukaryota, Viridiplantae, Streptophyta, Magnoliopsida, Ericales, Ericaceae.
CAAACCGAGCCAAAAUACCCUACAUUACUAUAUAAAACAGAGUCCAUGUUAGCUUCAUCUUCAUAACACAGAGAUUGCUUCCCUUUAUUUUCCGCCAAUGGCCACUGGCCGAUACGCCGUCGCACUGCUCAUCCUAACCCUCGUAUCCAAAUCCAUCUCCCGACCCAUCUUCAUCCAAACCACGCCAGAGAAACUACUAAAAUCCGCCCGACCCGACCCGACAUCCGACGGAUCACUGCCCCGGAGCGUCACCGGCGACGACUGGUACUGCGACAGCUGGAGGUACUCCGUCGAGACCAAUGACGCCGGAGAGUGGAGUCUGGUUCCGGCGAGGUGCGAAGAGUAUGUGGAGGAGUACAUAACCGGCGGCCGGUACCGGUCUGACUCGGAGUUGGUCGCCGUCGAUGCGUCGGCGUUCGCUGAGACGGUGAAUGUCUCCGGCGACGGAAUGGACGCCUGGGUUUUCGAUAUUGAUGAGACCUUGCUCUCCAACGUGCCUUACUACGCAGCCCGCGGGUUCGGAUCAGAAAAGUACAAUGAAACGUCUUGGGACGAAUGGGUGGAUUUAGCUGAGGCCCCUGCCUUACCAGCAAGUUUGAAGUUGUACAAGGAGGUUCAACAGCAGGGGUUCACAAUAUUUCUGUUGACAGGGCGUGAUGAGUCCCAAAGAAAUAUCACGGUGAAAAACCUGCAUUAUGCUGGGUACAGCAACUGGAAAAGGCUUAUACUGAGGCAAGAAUCAGAUUUAGGGAAGCUGGCUAUUGUAUACAAAUCUGAGAGGAGAAAGGCGCUAGAAGAUGAAGGCUAUACGAUACAUGGGAGCUCUGGUGAUCAGUGGAGUGAUUUGUCAGGCUUUGCAAUAGCUGCCCGGUCUUUUAAACUACCAAAUCCAAUGUAUUACAUUGCUUGAAGUAGGUACUCGGUAAUCCUGUACUCUGGUGCUGUAAUAAAAAAAUUUCCGUAUUGAAUGUUACUGACUCAUUGUUGCUUCUCCACAAUCCAUUUGAGUAAUUCAAUGUCUUAUUCAUCGCC